Messenger RNA from Phalaenopsis equestris, 908 nucleotides. RefSeq names its product thylakoid lumenal 19 kDa protein, chloroplastic. Bases 84 to 830 code for a protein of 248 amino acids. Lineage: Eukaryota; Viridiplantae; Streptophyta; Magnoliopsida; Asparagales; Orchidaceae. The record is from RefSeq and is a predicted model, not a curated record. The transcript has a single exon.
AAGCUCAGUGGAUAUCGACCCGAUGUAUUCCACACCACGCAGUCAUCAUCCUCUCCCGCCCCUUGAACAGCUUGCCGGCGACGAUGUCCGCCACCUUCUCUUCCAUCGCUGCGCUCUCUUCCGCCGCCUUAUCAUCUCCUCUAUCCGCUCCAAAAUCAAACAUUCAACCAAAACCCCUUAUCGCCAAACCCCAAUUGCCCCACUUCGCCACUGCCCUAAUCCCCCUCGCAGCCGCCGCAUCCAUCUCCCUCUCCCCACUUCCCCUUUCCCUCGCCUCAGACUACCCCUUUCACCUCUACUACGGCACAGCAGCAAGCGCAGCCAACUAUGGAGGCUACGGAGGUAACGCGAGCAAACAGGACACUGCAGAGUACACCUACGAAGUCCCCGACGGAUGGAAAGAACGGCUUGUCUCCAAAGUCGAGAAAGGAACUAAUGGAACCGACAGCGAGUUCUUCAACCCGAAAAAACGCAGCGAGCGCGAGUACCUCACGUUUUUAUCAGACAUCCGUGGGUUAGCUCCCGUCGAUACUGUGCUUGGCAACCUCGCUCUGUCCGACGUCGCUCUUCAAGAUCAGAUCGCUGGGGCGGACAGCGUGCGGUCGGAGGAGCGGCGGGCUGGUAACGGCCAGGUUUAUUAUUCGUAUGAGAUUGAUGGGGCCGGAAAACAUAGUUUGAUUGCGGUAACUUGCAAGGGGAAUAAGCUCUAUGCGCAUUUUGUAAGCGCGCCGGAGGCGGAGUGGAGCAGGGAUGAGAUUAUGCUCAGGCGGCUGCAUGAAUCGUUCAAGACUGUCGAUUCGCGGGCAUCUGCCUCGUCUCCUUCUUCUUAGCUCAUUGAUGCCCUAAAUAAAAGUUGGUUUUUGAAGAAAUAUGUUUGUGUAAUAUGCCUCAGUUAAGAUUUCGGUUAU